CGAGAGCGACUCUCUCCCUCACUCACUCACACUCACUCACUCAAUCUCUCUCUCUCUCUCUCUCUCUCUCUCUCUCUCUCUCUCUCUCUCAUUCAGUUCGAUACGCAUCUUUCGCCUCUUUGGCCUUUUCCCCAUAGAUUCCUCAAAACUUGUAACUCUCGAGGAUCUCACGCGCCGACCCACCAUUCCAGCUUAGGGUUCGUCUCGGAUCACACAGGCUCAGCACUCAUGGAGCAAUCAUACAUUUUUCUUGAGGUUUGAUGUUGGGAAAAAUCGGUGGACUUGUUAGGAAUUUGUAGACAAUGGAGAGGCCAAAGACCCCAGAAACCCUAGAAGAUCAAAACCCUAGUGGUAAAACCCUAGAAGGGGCAUCUGAGUUGUUAGGGUGGAGUGAGAACUGUACUGGGUUGGAGUCAUUUCCUGGAAUUUUGGGAGGUAGUGGAGAAGGAGUUGGUGUUACCGGUAAUGAUGCGGCACUUGGUUAUGUGGAAGGGGUGACUCAAGCGGUGGAAGCCAAGAAAGGAAUCCUGGAUGGUAAUAAAGGAGAGGAUUUGGGAUUGUUGGGUAUGGAUGCAGUUUCUGGUAUGUUUAAUAGUUGCAUGAAUGGUGUUGGGGUUGAGGAGGCUUGUUGGCUUAAUGGUGGGGUUGGUGGGGAAAAUGAGGCUCAAAUGGGCUCCCAAAGGUUGCCAUCCGAAAUAGGAAAUGAUGUUCUGAUUGAUUUUGCGGAGCCACAGUCAGAUGGGAACGGGAACUUAGAGGAUUUGGGUGGUAAUGAGAAUGAAGAGGGUGGAGUUGAUGUGGAAAGCGAUGCUCAAAUGGGUUCCCAACAUUCCCUAUCAGAUAAUGGAAAUGACGUGCAGACGGAUUUUGUGGAGCCACAGUCAGAUGGGAACGGGAACUUUGAGGAUUUGGGUGGUAAUGAUAAUGAAGAGGGUGGAGUUGAUGUGGAAAGCGAUGCUCAAAUGGGUUCCCAACGAUUGCCAUCAGAUAAGGGAAAUGACGUUCAGAUGGAUUUUGCGGAGCCAGAGUCAGAUGGGAACAGGAAUCUCGGGAACUUAGAGGACUUGGGUGGUACUGAUAAUGAAGAGGAUGGAGUUGAGAAGAUAGCUGAUUAUGAUGAUGGUAUGAAUGAAGGAAAAGCAUUGGGAUUGAAUGGGAUUGACUUAGUUGGGGUUGACUCAUCUAGCAAGAAGAUAGAAGUUUCGGAUGAUGGUAUAUCACUGUUUGUGGAUUUUAGUGGCCAUCCACCAGAUGAUCUUCAGGUGGCAAGUUGUCCUGGAUUUGCAGGUACAGAAACUGUAGAAGAAUUUGGACAUGAUGAACAGGAGAAGGAUUUUGAUUAUCAAGGCUAUGGUUUUUCUGUGGGUGACAUUGUAUGGAUUAAAACCAAAACCCAGACAUGGUGGCCUGGUAAAAUAUAUGAUCCAGUAUAUGCGUCAAAGUUUGGUGCCAGUGGGGAUCCAGGGGGCUGUCUACUAGUUGGAUAUUUUGGGAUGAGUCAUGUAGCAUGGUGCCAUCCAUACCAACUAAAACCUUUUCGUGAGUACUUUGAGCAGAUGUCGGGGCAAAGCAAGGCUAGAAUAUUCCUUGGAGCUGUUGAGAAAGCACUCGAAGAGUUUGGUCGGCUUGUAAAAUUGAAUAUGACUUGUAUGUGUGUUUUGAAAGAAAACCACCUGUCAGCCAGUGAUGCAGAAUCUAACAAAGGAAUUCCCAUGCCUGACCGCAAAUCUGGCAAACUUGGUGAAUUUUCAGUUGAUCAUUUUAAUUCUGCAGAGUUUCUUGCGCAUCUCAAAAAUCUUGCACUGGUUGUUUCCAUAGGUGGCACACUUGAUUUUGUUGUCAAACGAAAUCAAUUAUCAGCCUUCUACUGUUCCAUAGGGCACAGCCAACUGCCUAUGCAUCUACUCCGGGAAACAAAUGAUGCUGAAGAUGGUGCUGAUUGCAAGUCAAUGGCUAAACGUAAUGUCGACAUUCGGGUUGGAUAUGGAGAUACUGAGCUAGAUGAAGUGUUCUUGAAAAGCACACCAUUAAAUAACUCUCAGAAGAAUGGAAGAAAUGAAUUGUUAGACAAGGUUUUUGAUGGAGACAAUAUUGCUGAUGAAGGUUUCAUCUCAGGUUCAAAAUUGAGGAGGAGAAAGGUGAAGAGGGAUUCUGACUUUGAAUAUGGUGAUGUUGGAAAUGAGGGAAUGACUGAAAAAGGCAUUGAAUCAAAAGAACGGAAGAAGAGCAGGUACUUGUCUUACCCGUACAUAAACUUGGGACAGAAGGGAUUGCCUGCUGAAAUGGAUGAUGAGGGAGUGGCUGCAAAUGUUGAUGCCAGCCAGUCUAGUGGAUCGCCUUCUAAUUUUAAAUUUACUGGUGAGAAGUUCUGGAGAAAGUGGUAUAAAAGGCUUACAGGUGAAAGUAACAUAUCCGGUGACCCAAACUUAAUAAAUGCAUCUUCUGCUGAGUUGCUUUCUGAAAUCUACUCUACAGCUGUCAACUGCCUAUAUCCGAACGAAAAUAAGACAUUUGAUUCAGUUGCCUGGUUUGUUUCUAGAUUCAGGAUUUCAGUAUUUCAUGAUGAAUCUAUUUGUGAAGCCUAUCGUAACAAUAUGGCUGGUCAGGAAGAUGCUAACCCCAACCUGUUGGGAUAUAGCAGUCAGAACGAGGCAAAAUCUGAACCAAAGAAAAGGAGGAGAAAGUCUAAGUUGAAGCAUCCAGAGGGCGAAGACACUGCCAGCAUACCAAAUCUAGUUCAAAGCACUUCAACUGGUACAAAGAAAAGGGGACGACCAAAUCUGGGAAGAUUGAAGACUAAAUCCCUUUCUGGACUGUCAGAUGUGAAUAUUGGCAUCACCCCUGAUAGCUUUUUGGUGCAAGAGUCGUUGGACGUACACCCUCUCAUGCCCUGUGGUAAGCAAAAGAAUAGAAAGAUCGAUGAUGUAGCAAGUCCAGUGUGUCUGCAGAAUAAACAAACUACAGGAAUUCCAGAUUUAAAUGGGAACAAUCUUCUACCUGGCCUUCUCGGUGAUGAUCAACAGGCUAUUGGCACUGCUGCUUCUGAAGGUAAAGUUUUGUUAGAAAAUAGGUUAGGGAGUGAAACGGCUUCAGAGCAUUUGAAGUCUAAUAUCCCUGCUGGCUUUGUAGAUGUGAAUGUAAACAAUGUGAAACCUGGUUCUUUGGUUGUAGAUCUGCGGGUUUCUCCUCAAGCUUUGUCAUGCCUGGACCCCAAACAGAUUACUGGCUUACUCUCAGCUGAAACUAGGCCUGCACAGAGAAAGAGAAAGAGAAAGGAGAAAGCAGAACCAAAGCCUCCGGCUGAUGGUAUUCCAGAUUUGAAUGGAAGUAGUGCUGAAUGCAACUUAUUGGGAAAGACAUGUCAAGAGUUUAAUGGCCUUACGCCUCCAAUUAAACCAGAGCGGAAGAGGAGGAGGAGAAAAGGAGAAGCUACCGCUAUGCAGCGGAAACUGGAUGUGAAUAAUGGUAAAGCUCAGAUUAAUGAUAAGGCUCUGGCAACUGCUCUUAUGUUGAACUUUUCCCCAGGAGUAGCAAUGCCUUCAAAAGAUGAUUUGAUUUCAACAUUUUGUCGGUUUGGACCUUUGAAGGAGUCGGAGACACAGAUGUUGAAAGAUCCUGGUAGUGCCCAGGUUGUAUUCAUGGAAAAUGCUGAUGCUGGAGAAGCACUUCGGAGUCUAGAGAAGGACAACCCUUUCGGAGGAAACCUCGUUAGUUACAAGCUCUUCCAUCUUCCAUCUGUGUCCAGGGUUUUAGAACCAGGUUGGUCUCUCCCCACAGGUCUAGCCUCUCCAAGUUUGCCUGAAAAGGCACCUCGCCUCGACUUCAUAAGGCAGAAUCUUCAGAUGAUGACAUCAAUGCUGGAGAACUCAGGAGACAAUCUUUCUCCGGAGAUGCGAGCAAAGCUGGAGUGUGAAAUUAAGGCCCUCCUGCAGAAGGGAGUGACUCCUUCGGGCAGGCUCUGUAGGUGAAUUAAUGUUAGAAUUGGAACCUUUGUAAUUUAUUGCAUGUCAUGGCAUAGGCAAAUGACCUAUUGCAUUCGAACCUCUAUGUAUCUCUAGUAAUUCGGCUUUUCGUUAUUUCA
Pyrus x bretschneideri (Chinese white pear) is the source of this 4081-nucleotide messenger RNA. Its product is annotated as serine/threonine-protein kinase ATM. Bases 303 to 3968 code for a protein of 1221 amino acids. NCBI's taxonomy places the organism in Eukaryota, Viridiplantae, Streptophyta, Magnoliopsida, Rosales, Rosaceae. The transcript has 3 exons. The record is from RefSeq and is a predicted model, not a curated record.